Messenger RNA from Poecile atricapillus (Black-capped chickadee), 7215 nucleotides. RefSeq names its product ADP ribosylation factor like GTPase 11 (gene ARL11). Bases 376 to 963 code for a protein of 195 amino acids. Lineage: Eukaryota; Metazoa; Chordata; Aves; Passeriformes; Paridae. The transcript has a single exon. Gene Ontology annotation, biological process: intracellular protein transport; vesicle-mediated transport. Gene Ontology annotation, cellular component: cytoplasm. The record is from RefSeq and is a predicted model, not a curated record. Gene Ontology annotation, molecular function: GTP binding; GTPase activity.
GGUGAGGAGGAAACUUGCUCCACAGUCUCUCCACCUCUUCCUGCAAAAUGUUAGCUCUCUUUUGCACCAAUCACUUCGGGUCCUGAAUGAAAACAAGUGAGCAGCAGCGGAGCUGGGGUGUAGGAACUGCUGUGUUGAACAUCACUUCCUGACUCUGCUCCAAACCUCAUCAAUAAUCGCUCUCACCUCAUCUGAGCUACAGAGAGAAGCAAAAGCCGGCUGCCCGCGUUUCUUCAGCAAACCUAAGGCGCUCUUUCGGAGAGGCAGGACUGAGCACUCUGUUCAUUUCUGACAUCAUCGAGGAAAUACGCUUGCUUGCUAUUUUUUUUUGGCUGCUUUUCCCCUCCCUCCCCCGCCAGCUGCAGCAGUAUCUUGAUGGGGAAGCUGAUCUCCAAAGGCUGGCGGAAAAGAGAUGCUCGAGUUAUCAUGCUGGGGCUCGACUUUGCCGGCAAAUCCACCCUUCUGUACAAACUGAAGAGCGGCCAGGCUGUGGAGACCUGCCCCACGGUGGGAUUCAACGUGGAAUCUCUGCAAACACCCUGUGGCAUAUCUUUCACCCUCUGGGAUGUUGGUGGACAAGACAGCCUGCGAGCCAGCUGGCCCAACUACCUGGAGGACAUCAACACCCUCAUCUUCGUGUUUGACAGCACGGACAUGUCCCAGCUGGCCAAAGCGAUGGCAACACUGGAGGAGGCCCUGAGCCACCCCGGCAUGGCUGGCAUCCCUGUGCUGCUCCUGGCCAACAAGCAGGACGUGCCAGGAGCGCUGGCUCCUGCUAAGCUGGGGGAGAUGCUGCGGCUGGGGGGGCUGGCAAAGCACCGCUGGAUGCUCCGGGGCUGCAGUGCCCACACUGGCCAAGGCCUGCAAGAAGUCCUGGCCAUCCUGGGAAUGCUGCUGCGGGGCUCAGAGCAGAGCUCCUUAUCCCAGGAGCAGCCCAUCACGGGGCUGGCAGAGAGGAGGUGAGCUCCAGAGCAAACCUGAACCUCAAUGGACCCUUCCCACUCACAGCUGCCAGCAGGUUUGUCACGGGGGAUUCCAGCCUCCAGACACCCCCUACAAGGAGCAGAGCUGGAGCUGGCACACACUGUGAAACACCCAGCUCCUCACUGCCAAAAUCCACCAGGAAGAUCUCUGAGCAACACUCCUGUCGUGGAGCAGUUUUGGCUGCAUCUCUUGGACUCUCAUCUCUGGCUGCAGCUCGUCCCACUGUCACCAUGUUCCACUCAUCCACCACUCAUGUGUGUCCAGAGGUUCAGCAAGGAUGUUUUUUUAACGCUUAUGAAUUAUAACAGAGAUGUGUGCAAGGGACAGAAGUUUUCUUCAUUCUGCAGCUCCCAGCCCAGAUGCACCUAUCCAGACGGGAUGAUCCCCACAUCGGGGGAGCUUGGAUGUGCCCCUUGCUGCUUCUGUCUCAGCAUGAAUCACAUGUUCAUUGGCUGGGAAUGCAGGAAGGCACUGAAAGGAAUGGCUGAUCAGGAGCAGCGUAAGCUCGGCAGUUCAAAUGGACAAGCAACUAAUUGGUUUUAGUGUGGCAUGUACAGGUAUAAUAAUCUUCAAGCCAUGGAAGCAAGCUGCGAUUUAAUGGUGUAGUGCAGUUCGAGGAUGUACGUAUAUUAAUUUAUGCUUUUCUUGUAAUGGUUCUUUCUUUCUCCAUUCAUCAUUUUUAUCAAAUAAUUAUUUCAUGGAAAUGGUCCUUCAUUUUCCUUGGAUUAUUUUUAAAUAUAAAGAAAUAAGACCUGACUUCAAGCUGCCUGGAAAUACGUCUCUAUAGCCAGUCAACCUCUAAAUAUCCUCAUGGUGGUCUGAACAGCCAAGACAAAACCCUGUCUCUCAGACUUUUGAAACUGCAUGAGACCACUCCACAUGCAUUGGUUGUUAACCAUGGGCACCUUUGGGCACAGGCAGGCUGGUGACCAAAGAUGUCUCCACACUCAGCUGUGUCCAGGGCAAAUGAAAACCUGGCAGCUCUUGGCAGGACCAGGUCCCAUGUGGUGGUGAUGGUCUUUGUCCAAUCCUGCUCAACCUACCAUUGGAAAGACCUAUAAAAUAUGUGACAAUAUUCUGUUAGCCAGAGUUAAAAUUAAAAUAUUUCAUAGUCCCUGCUUCAUUACUAAAUGAAUGUGGGAGGAAUAGGAUUAAACAUUUUUAUUUCUGUUUUCCAUUUCUGUUUCUAUUCAGAAAUCAGCUACUUUCAAGGAAUGGUAUACUCAGCCUAGAACAAUCAAGGAGAAAUACAUGGCAAAAUCCUCUUCUGUUCAUAGCAGAGCAUUUAACAGUUGUUAAAGAAUUAAUUGCCCAGCUGUUACUGGUGCUGUUAUUAGCCACACUUGGUAGAAGGCAGCAGCUGGAAUAGAGAGCUCAAAGUCACAAAGAAACAGAAUCAGACAUUUAUAGGAAAGUCCCAAUAAAAUAAUCCUUCCCAACUGUUUCAGCUGCAUUACUGUAGAACUACUACGGGCUAUAAAACAGUCCUGCAGCAUCGAUGUGACCUAAGCAACCACAAUUACAAGUGUAUUUAAACAGCACUGAAUCAUAGAAUUAAUUACAUGACCUGUGUGCAUGGUGAGGAGGACAAAAUCACAUCCUCAAAUCUUUGCAGGUGACAUAAGCUGAUCUACCUCCAGCUUGUUGCAGGUGGUCGUUUUUUGCCUCUAGCACACAAGGCUCCAACACACCUGUUGGCCAUUUUGGACAGGUGUUCUAGAGGCACAACAUGAAAGGUUCUGUGCUGCAUUGCCAUGCCAAAAAAAAUUUGUCCUUUUUGAGUUUGCUGGUGUUUUGGUCUUGUGUCUCGCAUGGUGCAAAACAGAGAAACGUGCAUUAAGGUAAAUUCAACAGAGACUGAAAGGCUGUUGUGGUGAUGUCUGCAUUUGACUCUAAAGGAUUGUUUGGUGGUAGUUAAAAGAGGCUCUGAAGCCUUCCCAUUUUCCUGAGUGUUUUUUAAGCUCUUAAAAACGAUAAAAAAUAGGCUCCUCUGGCAGCAAAUAGAGGUAACUGCCAGACUUUGGUAGACAUCACCAAUUAAAAAGGAAAACAGCAAGGUAGGAGGUGGGGAAGAAAGGGCAAUGGGAAUCCUGAUGAAGCAACAUUCCAGUUACUGAAAUUGUUCUCACUUCCCCUGAAGCAGUAAUUUGGCAAAACACCCCAUCUCAUGGGGCAUCAUGUGAUUUACCAUCCUUGUUUUCUAGGAUAAGGCUUUUCUGGACACUGGGUCACAUUACUCAGUCCAUUUUAUGCCAUUGUUCAGAGACUGUCAAAACAAUGAUGGGUUAUAAUAUUUGAAAUAGCAACACAGAGUAUACUUCUAAUGAUUUCUCUUUUCUCCUGUUUUGGACAGCUGCUAAAACAAGUCAGUCUAAUGAGCACUGCACUGCUCUAAUCAAAGGCUUGCAGGACACUCACCCAAUAAAUGCACUUAAAUGUUUCGGUGUCAAAACUCCUGCCUGGCUCAAAGGGAGCAGCAUGGCAGUCUGCAGGAAGCAGCUAGCUUGAAGGAGGGAAGUUUGUUACCUCAGUCCUGGCAAUUCUGCAGGAGAGCUCCUGCCACAUGGAGAUAUUAAGCCCUAAAACACCUCUACUUAUUGAUUUCAGCCAGGAGAGAACCCUCAAACUUAGUUUCCGUCUUCCUGGGCAUGUGAUCGAUGUCACAGUCUCGGCACUGAUUUACAGAAAUAGCACAGCUUCUCUCUGAAUAGCAGGUAAAAAGAAAAAUCCUUUGAACUUUGUUUCAGGUUCCUUACAAUUCGAAGCAUCCUUCAGGUUAUUUGUCCUAGAGCCCACUCUGGUUGCUCAAGAUCCCUUUUUAGAAACUUUUCUGGAUGCACUCUGGUGUGUAUUAACCUUUAUAGUGACAUCAGCAGAAUCCAUAAUUGUGCAUUAAUCUCCUCAGCCACCCCUCCACUGAUAUGAGCCCUACAGGUAAUUAUCUACCCUUGCUUGGAGCUGUCACAGCAGCCUCCCUGCCCAGCCCAUUAGCAACUCCAGCCCCUGGGCCUCCCAUCCCAUCUCUGUUUUGCAGGGAUCAUUGCAGUGGGAGUUACCAGCAUGCCUUGCUGUUUUUUCAAGGACACCAAGAUACCUCAUUGUUCUUUCACACUGUUUAUGAAAGGACAUAGCUUACUCCUCACCGAUUUAUUAACUUUUCUGUGGAACUGGUUUUUAAAUCAGCUUCCUGAGUAUGAACCCAGCACAGAUUUAUUUUUUAAUUCUUGUCAAAAAGUUUUCCAUCCACCUCCAGAGAGCAGGAAAGCAGCAAACUGGGGAGAAAAAAAAAACAAAAACAAACAACCAACAUUAAAACCAGGAAGGACGAUUCAUCUUUUCUUUUUCACCAGCACAGGAAGGGUGACUCACCUUUUCCCUGCUCUCUUCACAACUUCCAUGUUUCAGCCAGUCUGUGACACUAAACAGUUUCUACUUUGCACAGUAGCUGAUUUCUGCUGCUGGCAUUGUUGCUUUCUUUUCAGAUGCAGCUACGUGCCAUUUGUCCUGCAGCUUCUGGUGGAGCUUCCCUGAUGGGUUUCAGUGUUGCUGAAUGGGAUCAGAGGGGAACCAUGAGAUCCCAGGGCUGCAGGAUGAGGGCAUGGAUGGUUGCCAAAAGUAUUCAAAGAGGGAACAGGGAGGCACAGGGUGCACGAGAGGGAUCUGUGACCGGAUGUAACACCGGGAGGGGGAGUGUUUGGGCAGCAGCCAGAGACCUGGAAAACGCUCAGGAGAAGAAAGGUCAGUAAGAAUUUCUUUUAAGGCUACGAAGAGCUUUCUUUUCAGAUACAAUAUGGAGAAAAAAUAUUCCCCAGUUCCCCCCUUUUUUUGUUAGGAGACAGGCUGUAUAAUGCAGUGAAAUGUCUUAAUUUUUGGUUAAUACACCUAACAGCUGUAAAUUCUUUCUCUUAAAGAAACCCUGAAAUACCACCUAUAAAGAUUGUCCACAGGUAAUUCACCAACAAAAAACAAGGAGCAAAACCACACGUGAAGCCAUCUCUUAAAAAAAUCAAAACUGGUGCCAAAUGGUAUUAAAAGCCAGCCAUGCAAUAAUGAUUACGACAAAUGACAAACUACUGUUCAAUACAUCACAGGCUUCAAAGGUUAAUUAACUGGCCUUCAUCUAAGCUUUCCCACACUUGAUUUUUUUCAUGAUGCAUUUGCUUGAAUGAAGGCCUGAGCCUGCCACCUAGAUAUUGUUAAAAAUGCCAGGUGAAGGCUGGGGUUUGGGUUAGGAACUCAGCGAUGCAUCCACGGCCAGGAGUGCAUCAUCCCCCAUCUCAUACUUCACACAGUGUGACUUGCACAAAAUUCCUGCCAAAAAUAAUUUCAAAAAAAGCUAAUUUAACCAAGUGCUAUGACCCUGACCUGACAAGUGUAUUCUCCUCUGCCUGUGCUCCACCUGCCUCUCUGGGGUCAGACCAGAAACAGAAACUUCUGCUCCAACCACACUGGGACACUUCUCCCCUCCAAAGUUCUAAUGUUGUAAACCAGACCAGCACUGCUGGAGUCUGAGACACAAAGUGUGUGCCCUUCCUUCUGAUGCUUAGCUCUAAGAUCCAGAAAAACAAUGAAUUUCAUAGAACAUGAAAUUUAUGAGAAUGUUUUCAUGUGAUACAUGAAAACAAUUGUUAAAGCUAGAUAGAAAAAGCCAAAACUGUGAGUGUGUAAAUUAGAUUUCUUAAGUCACUGGGUGAAAAAGUUAAAGUUUAGAGUUUAAAAUAGUUUAGAAAGCAGAAGACAAGAUGGAGGAUUUAGUGUUGUUUCUUUUACUUCUUCAUGUUCUUCUAGAGGUUUUUGGGUAAUAGUAAGUGAUUGGAUAGAAAAUGCUGCAGUGCAGCACACAGGUGUUGGGUCAUUGGGUCAUUAAGAAAAGUAAUAUACGUGUCUAUUGUUAAUAGUAUAAUAUAUAAUAUAUAUGAGUAUAAAGAUAAAAGAACUGUGUGGUUCGGGGCCAUUUUGCAUCUUCAAAGGCCUAAGUGAGCCACAAGGCCAUUUUGUACCAUCAGAACGAAAUGAGCCAGAUUGCAGUGAAUUGAACUUGUACAGACAGUCUGGAGAGACCUGCCAAGUUUUGUGAUAACAUCCUAAUAAACACGAGAAACAAGAUCCUAACAGGCUUUGGAGUUUUUGUCCUGACCCAGAGGACUGUGAUAAGUGGGACUCCCCGUGAGGGAGUAUCCCCAAGGAGCUCAGCUCAGAGAAGCUGAGAAAUCCAAGAGUGAAAAGAAUCACAGAAGAAGCACAGGAGCAGAAUUCAGAGAGAAAAAAGAAACAAAAAUAAUUUUUUUAAAAAGUUACACAGCACCAUCAAUGUCUUGUCUGCUAAUUGCUGUGAGGAACAAUCUCUCUGGAGCUCCUAGAACUGACAAACUGCUCUUUAAUUCUUCCUUACACCUCAGAUUUUUAUUAGGUUUUUUUGGCCUGUGCUGGCUGAACAGAUUUGGAUGUGGCAAUAAGGGUUUUUUUUCCAACAGGCCACAGCCACUGGCACCAAAAAACCCCCCUACUUGGUGAUCGUGGCUCUGCAGCAAUGCUUUGCCUUGGGCAUAGGAUAAAUAUUUGUGUUUUAACCAAACAGUGGUGGGGUUACAAAGCCACUGGUUUCUGCAGAGAGACAACAAAGUCACAAGGGCCCAUGUGAGGUUUGAUAAUGGUGGGAAAGGUUUGAUAAUGGUUAGGAAAGACUAAGCUGGGAGUUUCCUGGGAAAGAACAAUACCAGCUGAGAGUUGGGGCCCUCAUUUCCUGAGCGAUCAGGAGAGAGUCUGUUCUGCUCAUAAAGAUACCAAAUUUUUGACAACAUUUCCCAGUAGUUCUUUUGUUUAAUGAUGGUGUAAAUGAAGAUGAGUGCUAAAAGUCCAGCCUUCAACACAGGUGUUAUUUUCAGAGACAUGAGGUUUGGGUCAGUACAGGGCUGGAGCACUGCACCAGCUGUAAGGGGUCAGUGCCUCAGGGUGGAGCUUGCUCCCCCCUGUUCCUUGGGGAAGGCCAACACAGAGGCAAAACAUGACAGACCAUUCCUGAGGAUGCUCCAUUUCUGCAGGAUGGGGUGGACCCAUCACUAGCAAAGCAAGGGAAGCUCAGCCAGGAAGAGCAGCAAACAUGGGAAAAUAAUCCUGAGUCUCCAGAGCUGCCCUGGGAAGAAUGGGCAUGAUGUCCACCAUGCUCCCGAGGAAAAGCAGCUCUGCAAAGACAGCACCUGGGAAUGACUGGGAGGGUGGGGAACACCCUCC